AAAUUUCGAAAAUGGCGAUAAAGAAACCACCGAUGCUUAUACUAGUUGUGACUUGUUUCUUACUAUUCACAGGUUAUGGCGUUUUCCAGAGGUACUACAGUGUUAAGUACAUUUCUCCGGGUUCGUGUUUUUGGGCAAACCACGGAAAACAACCAUUAGGGGGACGAUUUGAUACCAUUUUGAAGUUUUGUGGCGAACUCUGCGAUCUUUCAAAGGAGAUCAAAACACUUCCUGGAGAUUUAAUGGGAACUGUUACAGCUAAGGUUGAUUGUGAUGCAAUAUUUGCUAGUGAGGAAAUUGACAAACCCAGUGGGCACAAAGCCAUGCAGUGGGAAAUGAUUCCUAAACAUAUUCAGGAGGAGUUCACUCACUAUGGAAAAGUGUCUGUAAAAUCUUGGUUUAUUGAAGAAACACAUCAAGGAGGGACACAAAACGUUGGAGUGUAUACUAAACCAGAAGUUCAAAGAUAUGUUGACGCAUUUUUGGGUGGAACCCCUCUUGAUAACUAUGAAUCUGGGAGUAAGCUGGUUAACCAGAGUCUCAGCCAAAUAGAUGUGAAGAAUAAAUCUGUCCUUGUAAUUGGAACUCAGAAUCCAUGGGUUGAAGCAAUAGUGCUCACUAAGAAUCCAGGUCUAGUAAUGACUCUAGAGUAUGGAAUGUUUAAAAGUGAAUAUCCAAAACUCGAGUUUGUUACACCAGCAGUUUUCAGAGAAAGAUAUAGAAAAGGAGAACUUCCCCUUUUUGAUAUAAUAAUAUCAUACUCUUCAUUAGAACACGCUGGGUUAGGACGUUAUGGAGAUGCUCUAAAUCCAUGGGGGGAUAUUUUAACUGUUGCAAGAGUCAGCUGUGUCUCAAAACCUGAUGCGAAGUUAAUUAUUGGAGUCCCAACUGCAGGAUUAGACAGGAUAGAGUUUAAUGCUCACAGGGUAUAUGGACCGAUUCUUUACCCUUACUUAGUGACCAACUGGAAACUGUUUUGGACAUCAGCAGGAAAUUAUAGACCGGCUGCUGAUGAACAAGCUGUCUACCAACCUGUUUAUAUGUUCGAAAAAAAUCUUCAAUGAUUUAAAUCUUGAUAUAAUUUUCUUGAAUGUUUAUUUACAAGAUCGUUUUAACAUAAGCAAAUUAAGAUCUUUUAUUUAAAGGGACCGUAGGUGUUAUUUUAACUGAACCUUUUUUAUAUUUCGUCUUUCUUAAUCAGACAAGGGUGUAAAGGGAGAGACUGCCUGGCACGGUAGUUUAGCUGAGAGUGAAGUAUUUGAGACCUAUGAAACGUUUUUACGGUGUAUAACUAUUCAGCAAGAGCGCAAAGUAAAUAUUUAAAAUCCUCCGCUGGGCAAACCUGCCACUGCACAAUCUGCUAGGCAGGCAUGCCGUACCACAACCAGUCGGGAAGGUUGUGGCUGCCACACCUACCUGGCUGGUUGUUCAAUCCAGGAGGAUUUUUAUGAUUGAAUUUUCACCCUUGCUGAACAAUUAUACAGCGUAUAAACGUCUCAUAGGUCAAAAAUGAAUCCUGAAAAAUUUCUCUACAAUACUGCACUCUCAGCUCAACUACAAUGUCUAGUCAGUCUCUCCCUUUAACAGGUAUUGAUUUGAAUAGGACGUGUCACAAUACAAAUGGAGUCCCUUUAAAUAAAAUAAAACUAAAUUAAAUAAAAUUUUUCAAAUAA
Molecule: messenger RNA, 1673 nt
Organism: Eurytemora carolleeae
Lineage: Eukaryota; Metazoa; Arthropoda; Copepoda; Calanoida; Temoridae
Exons: 14
Coding region: 12-1064 (350 amino acids)
Source: RefSeq, a predicted model, not a curated record